This is a messenger RNA of Echinostoma caproni, 486 nucleotides long. Lineage: Eukaryota; Metazoa; Platyhelminthes; Trematoda; Plagiorchiida; Echinostomatidae. The record is from the annotation of a GenBank genome assembly.
AUGACCGUGGAAAACGGAGUGCUUCACGUUCCCGAUCCAGAUCCCCAAAUCGUGCCCCAUCAUCCCAACGUGCUCUCGCUCUUUACCCUCCAGGUUACUGUUGGUAUCACCGGUAUUAUGGAACAAAGGCUCGAGGGUGCGAAGUUGGAUGCACUUUUCCCGGCGCAAGCCAGGGAAACUGAAGACCUGACCAGUUGUGGCGAGAAACUCUGCUGCAGCACUCAAUUCCGCAUUGACACAGGCGUGGAAGUCAGUGUUUUCCAGCUAAGCUCUGGUGACCCGAACACUUCCGCGUCCUGCCAACUUCGUGCCGCAAACAGCACCCCGAUUUCUACGUAUGGUCGAAAGUCCCUAACAAUAAACUUCGGUAUACGUCGCACUUUCCGCUGGGUGUUCUUGGUUGCAGCGGUCCCAUUUCCUAUCAUGGGUAUCGACUUCCUCCAGCAUUUUGACCUUAUGUUUGAUCCCAAACGCCUAGGUUGGUAG